This is a messenger RNA of Condylostylus longicornis, 4275 nucleotides long. RefSeq names its product protein kinase 4 (gene PRAS40). The transcript is spliced from 4 exons. Gene Ontology annotation, biological process: negative regulation of protein kinase activity; negative regulation of TOR signaling; neurotrophin TRK receptor signaling pathway. NCBI's taxonomy places the organism in Eukaryota, Metazoa, Arthropoda, Insecta, Diptera, Dolichopodidae. The record is from RefSeq and is a predicted model, not a curated record. Bases 184 to 1812 code for a protein of 542 amino acids. Gene Ontology annotation, cellular component: cytoplasm.
AAAUAUAAUAAUUGUAGUACCAUUGUACUUAUAUACAUACGAACAUACAUACAUAUUUAGUUUUCUUACAAAAUUUUCGAUUUUUUUUUUACUAUAUACUAGCUACUUAUAAGUACAUAUAAAUUUAUAUAUAUAAGCGUAUUUUAUUUGAAUAUUAAAUAAUAUAUACAUACAUUUUUGAAUAUGUUAAUCGCAUGUAAAUGCUUGAAUUUUAUCGGCUCAACUGGCCAUAUUGAUGAAAAAUUUCAACAAAAUCAAAGUAAAAAUGAUGUUGAUUCUCGAGAUGAUCCGAAUUCUUUGCAGAAUUUAUUGAUAAAUGAAUUGAAAAAGCAACAAAUAGGUCGGCGCAUAAAUUCUAAUUGCUUAGAAUUUCUAAGACAAGCAAUUGGACCGGUAUCAGAUUUAUCAACGACUAUAAAUCAUAACGAUUUGAUAUAUAAAGUGCCUCUUGAUUCAUGGUUAUUAUAUUAUUGUAUUAAUUGUAAUAAAAUAACUCAUGGAAAACAUAAAACUGAACAAACAUAUUUAAUUAAUUCAAAAUUAUUAACAAAUAAAGCUGAAAUUAAUUCACUUAAAACAAGUAAAUCAUUUUCAACCGCUUUCGAUAUAUUAAUGAUUGAUCAUCAACCAACAACACCAAUUCAAACAAAUAAUGAUUUACAAUUUGGUUUUAAUUCUAUAACAGGAUUAAAUCAACAACAAUUAACAUUAACUGGAAAUAUAAAUAAUGAAAAUAUAUUUAAUUUUCAACAUUCGAAUAGCAAUAGUAAUAUAAGUUCAACAACAUCAAUGAAUGAAUAUAAUAAUAUUGCAUCAGCAAAAAUUCAACAACAAAAACGCUUAAGAAAUUUAAAUCAAAUGUUACAACAACGUUUACAAAAAGAAAUCCGUGAUACGGACGAAAGGAUUCGUCGUUAUUCUGAACAACAAUUUGCUUUACUUAAAAAUUUUCGUGAAAAAUCUGAACAAGAAUAUCAAUUGUUAGUUAGUUUAGUAAAUCAAGUACCUGAUGAAUUAAAAGUGAUCGAUGCCAUUGAUGAUAAUACAAUAACAGCAAAUAAUAUUUUAACAACAAUGAAAACAAAUGAUAAUACUGAUAGUGAUAAUUCAACUACUAUAUUAAAUGUAACUAAUAAAAAUUCAACAAUUUUAACAAAACAAGCUGCAACAUCAGCAAAAACAAAAGGUGCCAUUCAACAACAAAACACUCAAAAUGAAACUGAUCAACAACAACAACCGCCAUCUCUAUUAGUUUUUAAUAAAUCAUUAAAUCAAAAUCAUUCAUCCCAACAGUCACAAAUACCAAAUAUUGAAACACCACCAGGUACACCGGAAAAUGUACCAAUGAGUGUUGGUAAUAGUCCAACAUUUAGACCACAUCACCAACAGCAAAAUCAAUAUACAAUUCCUAAUACGCAGCAACGUCCCAAUACACUAUUAAAUAAUUCAAAUGAUGAUUGCCUUUUUGAAUUAGAUGAUUUUGAGGUAUAUCAAGGAACUGAUCAAUCUCAAAAUAUGUCCGAUGUCGAAGAAUGCGAAGACGCAGCAGAUGCACUUGGAGAAUUAAGUGCUGGCAUGAGUAUACCUAAAAAUAUGGGAAGACGUGGUAGUAAUAGUAUUGCAAAAAGUUUACCAAUUAAAAUUGCAAAUAUGGGAGGCAGUACCACAAAAUAUGAUUUUGAAGAUUUGGAUGAUGGGGUUGUUGAUGAUACUGUAGAUAUUGCCGCUAGUAUAAAAGCUCUUGCAAAAAGUGUUCAUGGGAAUGCUGUAUUUGGAGAGCUCCCAAGGCCAAGAUUUAGCACACAAAUUUAAAAUAAAUGCUUAUAUUUCAUAAAUGUAAAAUUUAAUCGAUCGAUACACAAUGCCAAUUCAUCUAUAAAAACAAGAUUUUUUACUAUUAUUUCUUUUUUUUUUGUUUUUUUACCAUCAUAUUUCGUUUUAAAUCUAAAUGCACAUACAAACAUACAUAUAUACAUGCGUAAUAAAAUAUAUGUGUAUUAUAUAUAUGGAGGAAAAAAUAGAAAUAGUUCAUACUGCUGGAAAGAAGAAACCGCUGCAAGUAAAAAUUUAUAAAUAAUAUAGAGUUAUUUAGAAAUGGUUAAACGGGGCAACAUUAACCAAGCGAUUAUAUUAAUUCAAUAAUUUAAAAUAAUAAAAGAUAUAUGUAUAAAUAAAUUUUUAUAAUUAUAAUAUCAUUAACAUGAAUAUGCAGAGGCAAACAAAAUAUCUUACAUUUGAAAAGCAUUAUUGUAUUUUUGUAGAGCAAAAAUAUCAGAAAUGAAAUAGUUUUUUAAAAGAACCCUAGAAUAAAAAAUGAUUUUUGUUUUGCAAACAAGAAUUUUUACAAAUUGUUUCAUUUUAUAAAGAAAAAGUAAUAAAAUAAAAAUUUCGUAAAUUAAAUCAAAUUGAUUAUGUUAAAUAAAAAAAAUACAUUAUUAUUAAAUAAAUGUUUACUUUUUAUUGAUUUUUUUUUUCAUUUAAUGAGUCCGAAAAAUGCAAGGUUUUAUUGCAUGAAGCAAGGUUUUAUUGCAUGAAGCACUAUUUACUUUUUUUUGAAAAUUUACAAAGUUUCUUUUAGGCCAAAAUUCAAAAUAUUAAUGAGCUUUACUAAUAAAAAAAAGUAAUUUUUAAAAAAAGUUAAAAAGUAAAAGUGAUUGGUGCAAUAAGGUCCAGGAUGCUACAUUUUCUAAACAAAAAGAAAUUGACAAUAAACGUUUCAAUAAACGAAUUUAAAUAAUCCUUUCCUAAUAGUUACCUAAUUUCUUGAAAUUUUUUUACUUAAUUUUUUAAUGUUAUUGUAUUAGAAGAUUUAAUCAGUUUUAUUGAAAACGAAAUAUUAAUUGGAUUUUGUAAAAAAUGUUUAAAAAAAUGUUUGUACCUAAAUAUAGUACAUAUGAACUUAAUAAUAAAGUUUUUAAAAUUCAAAAUUUAAUUUUUAAAAUUUGCGAAAGUAUAAAAAUUUUGUUUUACUUAAAAACAAAUAUUAAUUUUUAAUUCAAGUUAGUGUUAUGUGUUUGUUAUGUUUUAAAUUAAGUUAUUUGAAUUUAUGUCGAUUAAAUGAUGUCGAUUUGAAUGAUGUCGAUUAAAUCAACAACACUAAUAUUAUUUUUACAUUAACUUUUUGAUGGAAACAUUAAGAUGUGAACGUUUUAAAUUCACAAAAAAUUCCAAUAUUUAUUUCAAAUUUUUGUUUUUAUAUUUUCCAAUAUUAUUAAUUUUUAAAUGCAAAAAAUCAGCGUCAAAAAGAAUAUUGAUGAAUAUUCCGCUUGUUUGCUACAAUACUGACAUGCAUAACUCAAAAUUCGUACAUUAGAGAAAAUUGAAUUGUAAAGUUUUGGACAUAUUAGAUGUUUUUUUUUUCCUUAUAGCAUAACUUUAUAAUUUAUUGUGAGCGACAAUUAUCAAUUUAGAAAACUUGAGUUUUUCUUUUACACAAGAAAGAUAUAUUUUAAGUGCCUAUUUCUGUAUAAAUAACUCGAAAAUCGUAUUUUUUUAUUUAUGUCACGGUUGCAGCAAGUUAGCAUUAUACAUAUUUUUAUUACAAUAUUUUGAUUAUUUAUUGAUCUAAAAAAUUACACAUGCCUAAUGUUAGAAUCAAGGUAUAACUGGAAGUAACUGAAUUUAAGUGCUUAAUUUCUUUUAUUGUUUCUAAAACAUUAUAAAAUUGCUAUAAUUUUUUGCACUAUUUUGAAAUUAUAACCUGUUGUACAUAUAUGAGGGUUUUCGUUAAUUUAGUUCUAGAAUAGGUCUAACUUUUAUCACAUUUGAAAAUUGUACGCUGAAGAUAUAGGUCGUUCGGAUAUUACUCGGUGUAAUAAAUUACGUUCGAAAGAUCGUUAUUACAUAAUAAAGACAUGUUAUAAAUUUAGCGGAAACAUCUAGCUGAAAUGUUUUUUUUUUUUUGCCGCAUUUGGGUUAUUUUUUUUUCUGCUAUUCGAAUGAGGAUUGUAGACUGCGUAAACACAAAAAACUGAAGUUUUGGAAUUUUUGUUUGAAAAGCAGAGGGUUUAAAAUUUAAGUUCUAAUAUAGAACUUUAAGAACAAUAUGCAUAAGUGAAAAUCUUCAACUUUUUAAUUUAUACAAAAAUUAAGUUUUUAAUGUGUUUUUGAAAUUAGUUUAAAAAUAUUUUUUAAAUUACAUAUUAUUUCAUUACAUAAAUUUAUUUGAAUUUCACCAUUAAAUUGUAAAUAAUUUAUCGACAUAAAAUAUUCUUAGUACAUACAUGUAUUCUCCUCGACUCCAAAAUUAAAAUAAUAUGGUAUUAAUAAAUAAUU